Osmia bicornis bicornis is the source of this 2345-nucleotide messenger RNA. RefSeq names its product protein hairy (gene hry). Gene Ontology annotation, cellular component: nucleus. NCBI's taxonomy places the organism in Eukaryota, Metazoa, Arthropoda, Insecta, Hymenoptera, Megachilidae. Bases 410 to 1474 code for a protein of 354 amino acids. The record is from RefSeq and is a predicted model, not a curated record. The transcript has 3 exons. Gene Ontology annotation, molecular function: RNA polymerase II cis-regulatory region sequence-specific DNA binding; DNA-binding transcription factor activity, RNA polymerase II-specific; protein dimerization activity. Gene Ontology annotation, biological process: anterior/posterior pattern specification; regulation of transcription by RNA polymerase II; regulation of neurogenesis.
UUCCCCCCACCCUUAAGGUGGCAGCGCCUCCACCGGGCAUUCCAUCGGGUGGCACGCUUCGACGAGACGACAGAAGACGUUCGUCGUUCGUUCAGUCAGUCGUGCUCUGACGUCCGUCCCAAGUGGUCGUCAGAGUUCAGUGAGUUCAGCUAAAGCGAUCGAGCCAGAGACUAGCAAGAGACACGGUUCUUUUACUAAGUUCUCGGCCGAAUAUAUCAACACAGAGACACUAUUUCGUCGUCCUCGUUCUGUCAGUAACACUUGGAUUACGCGCUGGCCACAUCUGGCCAGACCAUCAGUGAGAACGCACCAGCCAACUUGGAUUACCAGUGCAGUGCCACGCAACAAAUUGUGCGUACGAUUUGUCGGUCAUCUCUUCGUUCUGUGAUACCUGAAGAGUUGACACACGAUGGUGACCGGAGUGGGUGCCACGAUGCCAACCGGCGGUGUCACGGUCGGUGCAACACCACCGGCGCAACACGUGCCCCAAGAGGCUGGCCAACCCACCGCGCAAACCACCACCACGACUACAACCACCAGGAGAUCAGGAGAGAAUCGACGGAGCAAUAAACCGAUCAUGGAAAAGCGGCGACGAGCCCGCAUUAACAACUGUCUAAACGACCUGAAGACCUUGAUACUGGAUGCCAUGAAAAAAGACCCGGCAAGGCAUUCGAAACUGGAGAAGGCGGACAUCCUGGAGAUGACUGUGAAACACCUGGAAACUCUCCAGCGUCAACAAGUUGCCCUGGCCGCCGCGACAGAUCCGAAUGUGUUGAACAAAUUCCGAGCUGGAUUCACGGAAUGCGCCGGUGAGGUUGGCAGGUUUCCCGGUCUGGACGCCUCGGUAAAGAGACGUUUGAUGGCCCACUUGGCCUCAUGCCUUGGACCGGUCGAAGCCAGCAACAACAACGCUCAGGCUACGAAUCAACAGCCUGUCCAACCGGCGCCACCAACCACGCAGCUCCAAGUGCACAUUCUACCUCAAGUGGACGCGACACCAAGGAUCCAGGUGCAGCAAUCGAACGGUAUCUUCUUCACGAACGCCAACGGCACGGGCCUUCAGUUGGUCCCGACCAGGUUGCCGAACGGAGACAUCGCCUUAGUCCUCCCAGCCGGAGCUAAAGCGACCCCAGUCACGUCUCCAGCGACCUCACCAGCACCGACAUCGCCUCUGCCAACUCUGAUCCCGAUUCCUCAGAGAACGGCCAGUACGGCGUCAGCAUCCUCCUCGUCUUCCUCGGCCAGCUCGACCUCCACGUCAGCGGCGAGUCCUAUCGCCUUCGAGGCACCCCCAGCGGCGUACAAUACCGGCAACAGCCACAGGGAUGUCGCGACAUCCCCGGCUAACGGUUACACCAGCGACCCAGAGUUCGACCCCCGCGUCUACAGCCCACCUCUCCAGAAACCUCUCGCUCUGGUGAUGAGGAAAAGCGUGGUACCGGAGAUCGAGGACAAACCAUGGAGGCCAUGGUAAAGAACUACCGACCCGGUCUGAUCCUGAAGUCUUGCUGAAUAUCGAGAAGCAGCUGGUCGCGAGUGAUAAAGACAAUCUCGAGUGAUACAUAGAACGACUACGAAGGACACACGUGGUUCGGUUAGUCGUUCGUCGAGCCGCGAUUUAUACCGCGGAACACGGAUCAUUGUUCCUUACACGUAUCGCAUUAGGAGUCAGGGGUGCGGUUGGGAUUGGAAGGUGUCCUGCGAGCUAGGACAUCUCGAGCCAGGAUCGUGAGUUCGAUAAUUCCCGAGUGUGUGCAGUCGGCCAGUAGCCUAUGAGGCAGUGCCUUAUACAGUGCCUUGUAAAUAAUAUUCUAUGAUCGUUAAAUCGAGUUCGUCGUAACAGCCGGAAGAAUGUAAGGAUCCUUCGCGUCGUGUACCAUUUUCUUUGCGCCUUUCGUUUUCUCGCGCCUCCCGGCCCUUCUUUCUGUUUUUCGUAUUUUUUUUUUUUUUCUUUCAUUUCGCUCCCUUCUUUCGUUUGUACAUAUUGUUAGACGGAUAUUGUAUUUUAAGUGCCUUACGCAACAAGAAUCACCGAGGUCUUCCAUUCUGUUUCUUGUACGUAAAACGCCAAGCGAGUGUUGUGUACCGUGUUGUAAGUACGAGAAACCCUUGUAACUAACGCGAAAAAUGCCUAGUUUGUAGUUUUAGUUUAGCCAAGACGCGAAAGAGAGAGAGAGAUUGUGUGUGUGUUUGAGAAUCGCGUGCGUUAUGAUCGUCUUAAUUUAUAUUUAUAUGAGUGCAGAGAAAUGAAAUUUAUAAUUCCUCUCUAUUGUGAGAAUAGAAAAGAUCGACGCUUAUCACUGCAAGAGCAUCAAAUAAAUAUUGAUCUCUUUGUGAAAACCUAA